GAGCUCGGUCGGUCGUGGUUCGUUUCACGCUCUCUGAUCGCUCAUACGACCAAACUGCCGGCGAUAAACAAAAUAAUGAGUGUACCACAUUACGUGCAUCGCGAGUGCAACAAGCGACAACAGUGUGUGAUAACGAGAAUGUAACGUGCGUGUUGUGUUAAACGAAGUGCGUUUUUAAACGUGUUUUGGAGUUCGCGGCGCGUGGACAACGCCAUGCCCGUCGUGUUUAGAUCCAAUGCAACGCAAAAUGAAACGGAUCACCUCAGCCUUAGCAUUUUAAGUUUAACCUGACAAAAGUUAUCUGUGAUCUCAUUUAGUUUAGUUAACAAAACAAUUGCCUAAUAGUUUAAGUGUAAAAAAACAAUAAAGACAAUCGUCGAUUUUUAUGGAAAUCCGGCUCGAAGGACCAAAUUUGGGCGUUUGAAUAGAGCUUAAAAAUGGCAAUUUAGUGCUCGGUCAUGGAUGACAGAUAGUAUGUGUUGUUGAAGGAUGGGAUAAUGGAAGUGUGGGCGUUAGGUUCUUGAAAAUGCCGCAUGCGCACUCGAGUUCAGCAGCGAGCUCGGGCGGCGACGACCUGGGCUCCACGGACGAGGUCAAAGUAUUCAAAGACGAGGGUGACGGAGAAGACGAGAAAAGGAGUUCGGAGAACCUGCUAGAAGAGAAGUCUAGUCUAAUCGACUGGACUGAAAGUGAGGAAAAAUCCGGCGAGCCUUAUUCCGGUAAACUAUCGGUGAAGUCGGAUCUAAGUCCUGUGUUUGGUUUUUUCUCUCCAGGUAAAUUCGAGCCGCAUCCUGCAGCGAGCUUCAACAUGGGCUACCUAAUGGCGCCGUACCCUUACCCCAAUGGCGGAGCGCAUCCAUUGCCUGUUUCUAUGACUGGCAAGAUGGGCUUAUCAGCUGGUGGUGGAUUAUCAUUGUUCUGUCCCGGUGGAGAACUGGGGCAGCCUCCUCCUGCACACAUGGGUAUCCCACCUCCGUAUCAGCUAGACUCCAAGUUGGCGGCAGGUCUCGCGCGGACCCCAAUGUACCCCUUCCCGGGGGGUACCUACCCUUACCCCAUGCUUAGUCCUGAGAUGUCGCAGGUUGCGGCCUCGUGGCACACUCCAAGUAUGUAUCCUAUAUCCUCGGCGGCAAGUGGCUUCCGAAGUCCGUACCCUACAUCUCUGCCCAUCACCAGUUCUAGUCUAUCAAGUGAAUUAUAUCGAUUCUCCCCAACGCUGGGCGGCGGGCUGGGACUCGGUUUGGGCCCAGCGCUCGUUCCCCCUCCCCACUCCAAGGCAGACCUCUUCACGCAUCAUUCAAGGUCGCAAGAGAAGGGCUCCAGUAGCAGCAGCGCCGAGAAGCCCGCUGACAGCUCAGCCAGCAACAACAAGGAACAGAACAAGAAACCUCACAUCAAAAAGCCCCUCAAUGCCUUCAUGCUCUACAUGAAGGAGAUGAGGGCGAAGGUAGUGGCGGAGUGUACGCUCAAGGAGUCCGCGGCGAUCAACCAGAUACUGGGCAGACGGUGGCAUUCGUUGAGUCGCGAGGAGCAGGCAAAGUACUAUGAGAAAGCGAGACAAGAGAGACAGCUUCAUAUGCAGCUGUACCCCGGGUGGAGCGCGCGGGACAACUACGGUUACGGUUCCAAAAAGAAAAAGCGGAAAAAGGACCGCGGUCCCGCAGAGCUGGGAGGAAAUAACUUGAAGAAAUGUCGAGCGAGGUACGGUCUCGACCAACAGAACCAAUGGUGCAAACCUUGCAGGCGGAAGAAGAAGUGCGUGCGCUACAUGGAAGCCCUAGCAGCUGCCGCGGGGACCGUCUCCCUUCCGAUGGUGACCCCUCAGUCCCCCUGCUCUGAGGAGGACGUCAAGCUCGAGGAGCUCUCGGACGCGUCGAGCGACGAGGCCGACACACCCCUUAACUCGGCCUCCAGCCCCGGGGGCCUCAGCGCCCUGUCGUCGCUGGCGUCCCCCGCAUCCGACCCUCCGCCCCCGCCCCGGAACCCCGUGGGCACGAAUCCCCGGGACGCAAAUAACCCUCUGUCUGUGGGCCAGCUCACCUCCCAGUCCUGGCCGAGAGCGGCCCAGGCGCGGCCCGGCCACGAAGUGAUAUCGGUCUCAUAGUGACGGUGGAACACGUCCGGUGCCCGCCGACGCACGGACGCGACUGAACGCGGACCAGCCUGAACGUACAAAACAUUAAACUAGUUAUGAAUUUCGAACCUCAUUGUACUCUUUGACGAUUUUAACUCUAGACACUCCAUGGACGCUUCACACUGGGUUAGGAUCGUAAUGGAAUACAAUGCGUGUGCGUUAAACGUGGUUUUUAAAUUUUGAAAUGGACUAUGAGUGGAUAGCAGAAUUUCAAGUACAGUAGUGACACCUGUCGUUUGUUUGUAGUAGCGUGGAAGCGCCAUCUAGUAGGCUGGUUCGGAAACAGUUCGUGUUGGUUGUGAUAAAUACAAGGUACCAUUGAAAACUUUAUAAACUGGUUCAGAGAUAACUGCAGAGGUUCUAUCGGGUGCUAAUAGACACGGGUUUCGUGAUCGUCGGGAAUAUCGACAUUUUCGAUUCGUUUCGUUUCUAAUUGAUUCUUACGAGAAAAGAAAAAUCACAACCUAUUCCGUAUAUCGUUACAACUUAGGAUCGAGUGAUUUUAAUUUCGAAUGGCCUAAUGCAUUUACUUAUUAUUUCACGGAAUGUCCGAUAUUACCGACAAUCAGUGUGUUCUGUGAAAAGAAAACUAUGUAUAUUCACGUAUAUUAUAAUAACCGAAUAACUUACCAACUUAGAUCCCAGUACAGCCAUCGUUGAUCUCAAAACUAGCCCACGAGUCAUCGCACGUCUGACCGCCGCUCCGCCGAGGCGAUCUAAUUCCAUCACUAGUCACACCUUUCGUGCCAUCCGAGUAAUAGUCUCUGACAUCAAAUCACUUCCUAAUGAUGUUUCACGAUGUAACAUUUUGUGAAUGGAAUUUUGGUAUGUCCGUGUUUAUUGUUAGGUGCCUUUACACCCUCAUGUGGAGAUUUACGUCUUUUUAAAUUCGAUUAAAAAAUUUGAUUACUUUUAAGUUGUUUUUGAACGGCAACGUAUGUACCAAGUACGGACGAUGUUCCGCUGAGCGAUUUUCGCCUCUCCUGCUCUCUCAUUACGGACGUUUUUAACCUUAUAUAAUUUUCUUGACGGCCUGCACCAGAUAAGGUUCCAUGUAGCGUUAGAAUUCGAUUUUAGUUUAUAAAUUCCCUUCGUCGGGCGUGUGUAUAAAGUAAAAGUUAAGAUGCGAGGAAGGGAUACCUGUUUUUCCGUUGUGCGGAACUCAUUAGACUGUCGUAGGUUAGAGUAGGCACGUUGUAUGAGUGGUAUCACACGGGGAUGUACCGGAGGCAACUUCCAAACUAAACUAAUCCAAUCUGUUCUUAUAUAAUUUGUAUGAAAUGUAAACUAUAUCACGCUUCUUUGAUCAAUAAAUGAAAUUCUUUCGAUAUACCAUCACUUAAACGUUGAAAAUUAACUAAAAAUAUAUAUUUUAUUAUUAUUAAUUCGGUAAACAUUUAAAUUUUAUACAAAUUAAUGUAAAACAGAUUAUUAUAAAUUAAACUAUCGUCUUCUUCAAUAUUAAAGUAAUAUGAAAUAAAUUUAUCUUAAGAUUGCUAACUAAUUUGUCGCUUCAUAUAGAAAAUCGUUGAAAUUGUUAUCGGUACAUCACCGACCUGUAUAUGUGUAUACACAGUGUAAAUGUAUAAAGUCUAGGCUAAUCUAACUGUGUCAUAUUAGAUAAUAAGUGUAUUAUUCUACUUACAUAUAUACAUAUAUAUACAUUAUUGCUAUAAAAAGAUGUUUAAAUGAAAAAUAUUAGUUGAAUACUGAUACAAAUGAAAGGUUUUCGUCGUACAUAUCUGAAAAUCUUAAAUUAUUGUUUAAAAGUUUUAUCAAUAACGACCCCAGAUUAUAUCAUCGCUCGUAUGUUGUAAAUAAAUUUGUAAUUCGCGAAAUACUUAGAACAUUUUUUUUUUAUUAUGAAAAAAAAUGAUUGCAUUUAUUAUUAUUAUUGUGAAGAUUAGUACCCUCGGAAUGUUCUCGGAUGGUUUGUUUUGUCCAACACUUCUUUUGUUGUUUUAUUGUUAUUAUUAAGAAUUUUAACGUUGUUAAAUGCAAUUUCAAACCGUGACUCAUAAAUCGUAAAUUGUGCUUUGUGAUUGAUAAAUUAACGAGGAAAUUAUUCGAAAAUCGAAUCCUGAAUAGUUUAUUUUUAUUAUAUAUUGAAUAUCUGACAAGAUGACGAAUCGAUUUUAUAACAAAUCUGACAAGAUUUCGUUCGCUCAACAAUGGCUUGAUUUUGCAUGAAAUUCGAACUUGUGCAAUACUGAAAUAAUAUGGGUACUUUAUAGUUUGCUAAAUAUUAAUUAGAUUUUCCGUAAAAUUUGUUUUAAGGAUAUUUGAAUUUAUAUGGAAUUUGAUAUUUUGUGUUCUAAAGGAAGACGUUUUAUUUUUUAACUAUUUUGAGUUUGUAUUUGCUUUCGUGACGUGAGCGAAUGCGUGCCAAAACCAUCUUAGAACCUAAAGCAGAUUGCCAGGGAUAUACAAGUGGACAGUAAACUUUUCUAUAUAUAAUCUGUGCCAAAUUUAACUAAACGCUGGUAUGAUCCAAUACCUAAUACCUCUGAAAGGUCUUUUAUGUUGAUAGAUUUUAUAGGUUGUUUUUAUUGUUAAGAUGGUAAAGACAAAGCGGCUCCUGCGAAGAGCUGGUUAUUAUUUUUUUUGUAGGAAAAAUUUGUCAAAUUAGAAAACUCAAUUAUUAGGUCUGGACCCGUGUCUUGUGUUCAGUUGAACGAAUAUUAUUUUAAUAAACAGCAUAAAAUUGUA
Molecule: messenger RNA, 4843 nt
Organism: Vanessa atalanta (red admiral)
Lineage: Eukaryota; Metazoa; Arthropoda; Insecta; Lepidoptera; Nymphalidae
Gene: pan
Product: protein pangolin, isoforms A/H/I/S
Exons: 12
Coding region: 527-2104 (525 amino acids)
Biological process (GO): canonical Wnt signaling pathway; regulation of transcription by RNA polymerase II
Cellular component (GO): beta-catenin-TCF complex
Molecular function (GO): DNA-binding transcription factor activity, RNA polymerase II-specific; RNA polymerase II cis-regulatory region sequence-specific DNA binding
Source: RefSeq, a predicted model, not a curated record